Molecule: messenger RNA, 1293 nt
Organism: Mucor mucedo
Lineage: Eukaryota; Fungi; Mucoromycota; Mucoromycetes; Mucorales; Mucoraceae
Product: nucleotide-sugar transporter-domain-containing protein
Exons: 3
Coding region: 36-1151 (371 amino acids)
Biological process (GO): pyrimidine nucleotide-sugar transmembrane transport
Cellular component (GO): Golgi membrane
Molecular function (GO): UDP-galactose transmembrane transporter activity
Source: RefSeq, a predicted model, not a curated record
CUUUUUUCCUCUAUUCUUUAUACAUCAAAAAAAAAAUGGGUUUAUUAAAUAUGCUUAGUGGGAUCCCUAUAAAAUAUCUCUCGCUUAUUAUCCUUGUGGUUCAAAACAGUGCACUCAUCUUGGUCAUGCGUUAUACCCGAGCUAAUGUAGAAGAAGACAAGUUAUAUUUAGCAUCUACAGCAGUUGUCAUGAGUGAAGUUAUCAAGUCAACCGUGUGUCUCGGCGUACUUUACCUUUCUCCGGAGUCUCGUAAACGUUCACUUAAAAGACUUUUCUCACUGUUAAAUCGUGAGCUUAUAUUAAACUGGAGGGAAUCAGCAAAACUUGCAUUUCCUGCUGCAUUAUAUCUUGUUCAGAAUAACUUACAAUACGUGGCAGCUUCGAACCUGGACGCAGCUACAUUUCAAGUGACUUAUCAACUAAAGAUCUUGACUACUGCCUUCUUCAGUGUCUUGAUCCUUAAAAGAAACAUCUCAAAAUUAAAAUGGAUGGCAUUGGCUAUUUUGACGAUUGGUAUUGCGCUGGUUGUAUUACCAAAGGGAGCCUCUACGGCAUUUAUCACAUAUAUCACAGGAAAUACAAUCACAGACACAACAGUCGAAACAUCAAGUGGCGGUAAUCAAUCAAACUUGCAUGGAUUUAUUGCAGUUUUAACCGCCUGUUUCUUAUCCGGUUUGGCAGGUGUUUAUUUCGAAAAAAUUCUCAAGGCACCAGCAUCGACUCAUAAACCUGUUCCUACUUCUGAAGAAGAUGCCGACGAGACUAAAAAGAUGCAAGAGGAGGAUAUGGAUGAUGAAUUGGCUGCUAGUAAUCAGAUCUGGAUUAGAAACAUUCAAAUGUCAUUCUUUUCUGUUGUUUUAGGACUUGUCUUUGUUGUUAUGCUUCAAGAUGGUGUAACAAUCGUAGAAAGAGGUUUUUUUGUGAAUUACAAUGCUUUGACUUGGACUGUAAUUGGUAUUCAAGCCCUCGGUGGAUUGAUUGUGGCUCUGGUAGUUAAGUACGCCGAUAAUAUCUUGAAGGGCUUUGCAACAAGUAUUAGUAUUAUUUUGUCUUCUAUAAUUAGCGUGUGGCUUUUCAACUUUACUUUUUCGGCCCCAUUUUUACUGGGCGCAGCACUCGUUAUAUACGCAACUUACUUGUACGGUUUAUAAAAAAGAAAUCAAAUAACAAACAAUAACAUUCAUACCCCCACCCCACCUCUUAUUUUCGUCCUUUUGUCCUUUUGAUACAGGGUGUUUCGAAAUUAUUUACGCACUUUUUGAAAAUAAAAAACAAGCACUAACUAAAAAUAAU